Molecule: messenger RNA, 10177 nt
Organism: Sphaerodactylus townsendi
Lineage: Eukaryota; Metazoa; Chordata; Lepidosauria; Squamata; Sphaerodactylidae
Gene: PLXNB1
Product: plexin B1
Exons: 39
Coding region: 308-6883 (2191 amino acids)
Biological process (GO): regulation of GTPase activity; semaphorin-plexin signaling pathway involved in axon guidance; positive regulation of axonogenesis
Cellular component (GO): semaphorin receptor complex
Molecular function (GO): protein binding; semaphorin receptor activity
Source: RefSeq, a predicted model, not a curated record
GGAAUCCCCCAAAGCGGAGCUGAUUUGUGUGGGGCUGGUGCCGCGAGCCCGGACAAGGACAGCUCGUCGCCUCGUCCCGGGGAGGAAAGCAGCCCAGCCUUUGCGCAGUUGCUCCGGAGAUGGCACUUGGGGUUGGGGUGUGUUGACUGAGAAGAGAAAUGAAGCCCCGGCAGUCCAGAUGGCUGCCUGAACUCCAGGUACUCCACAGAUUUCUGGCUGCAGAUGUGAGCAACUCAUCUGCUGACGUUUUGCUGCUGCCGUUGCAUAGACCGUGGACUCCUACCGCAACAAGCCUAUAGCAGUCAGAAUGAUUAUGAUGCCUCUGGGGGCGCUCCUUUCUGCUCUGUGUUUCUUGGGGGCCGUCAUUCCGGAAGGGCUACAGUAUGCCACCUUUUCCUACAACACAACCAAGUUCCUUCAUCUGAUUAUGGAUCCUGACUCCGGGACUCUUUACCUGGGGGCUACAAACUUUCUCUUCCAGCUGACCGCAAACCUGGGGAUGAAGGAAGCCGUUCGCACAGGGCCUUCCUUAGACAGCAAGGAUUGCCUUCCUCCUGUCACAAAGCCGGACUGUUCCCAGGCCCAGGAAACAGACAAUUACAACAAGCUGCUGUUGAUCAACUCAAUUGAGAAGGAGCUGAUAGUGUGCGGGAGCGUCUGGCAAGGGAUCUGCGAGAAGAGGAACCUAGACAUCAUUAACCUUGUUAUUUUCCAACCUUGGACGCCGGGAGACACUCAGUAUGUAGCAGCAAACGACCCCAAUAUUUCCACUGUGGGGCUGAUAGGAUACUCCAAAGACAACGUGCCACUGUUGUUUGUGGGCCGAGGUUACACCAGUCGAGGCGUGGGGGGCAGCAUUCCUCCCAUUACGACCCGGAAUCUCAGGGCCCACCCUGGGGAGUUGCCCGGAUCAGACUCUCACUCCAUCUUCUCCUACGAAGAAACGGCAAAGCUGGCUGUGGGCCGGCUCUCGGAAUAUAACCACCAUUUCAUCAAGACCUUUACUCACGACUCCAGCGUUUACUUCCUGUUUUACCGGCGGGAUCUCAAGUCACUGUCUCGUGAGUACAGGACCUACAUUUCUAGGAUCUGCCUGGACGACUCUCACUAUUACUCCUAUGUAGAGUUGCCUUUGCUCUGCCAGAAGAAAGAGAAGACUUACAGCCUCCUGCAGGCUGCCUCCAUUGCACACCUGGGCGUGGCUCACGGCGACGUCCUCUUUGCUGUCUUUUCUGCCUGGCACACUUCCUUGGGGAAGCUGAGUGAGGAAUCGGCCCUGUGCAUUUACACAAUGGACGAGGUGAACCACCUGGCUACUCAGACCAGGGACCUCUGUUACACCAAGGACGGCAGAUCAGAGGACGGCAAAGAGGUGGCUUACAUAGAAUACGAUGUCAACUCUGACUGUGCCAGAUUGUCCGCGGACACUCUGGAUGCCUACCCAUGCGGCUCAGACCACACCCCCAGUCCCAUGGCCAGCCGGAAGCCGCUUGAAGCAACCCCAAUUCUGGAGAAGCUGGAUGCCCGCCUGAGUGCGGUCGCUGUCAGCACCGAAGAUGGACACACUGUAGUUUUCUUGGGAGACAGCAAAGGUCGGCUGCACAAGGCUUACUUGGGAUCAAUGGGGCACGCCGACUUGUACGCUUCUCUAGUGAUCCAGCUGAACAGUGCCGUGAGUGGAGACCUGCUCUUUGACCAGUCCAAGAAGCAUUUAUACGUCAUGACUCAGUCAAUGGUGACCAAGAUUCCCGUCUUCGAAUGCUCCCAGUACACUGACUGUGAAUCAUGUUUGGCUCUGAGGGAUCCAUACUGUGGCUGGUGUGUUCUCCAAGGAAGGUGCAGCCGUCGCUCUGAAUGCACCAGGUUUAGAGUGAGCGAGCAGUGGCUGUGGGGCUUUAAUUCGAGCCAGCAGUGCUUGUCCGUCCAGUCCCUGAGCCCAGCCAACAUCAGUCGAGAAGAACAAAGAACUAUAUCCCUGACACUUUCGGAUUUGCCGCCCUUGCGGGAUGGAGAGUCGUAUUCGUGCUUCUUCGAGGAGUACGAGAGCCCAGCGGUGUUGACAGCAUCCGGCAUCGUGUGUCCCUCGCCCCAUCCCAGCCAAGCACCAAGUCUGAAAGCAGGAACAGACCACAUAACCAUUCAGCUGGUGGUGCGUUUCCUCGAUGUCUUCAUUGCUUCAGCCUCGUUCUCCUUCUACGACUGUGCAGCCGUGGCCUCUUUGAGGAGAUCAGCCCCAUGCCAGAGCUGUGUGAGCAGCCAUUGGGGAUGUCAUUGGUGUGUCCAUCAACACCUCUGCUCUCAUAAGACCACCUGUGAAGAAGGGACCAUCAUCUACAAUGAAAGGACUCAAAUACCAGUCUUCAGCCUUCUGCCUUCCUCCGCGAUUCCCACUGCAACCGUGUCCCGUUCAUCUGCUCCGACUGUGGCCGCUGCCCCCACCGUUCUUGCAGAAACAACGACCAAAUCUUCCACCCCCAGUCCUACCCCCACCCCCGUCCCGACCACUCAGCCCACAACCUCUGCCCCAACUACUCCACAGCCAGAAACGCUGGGCCCCACAAAUUCGCCUCCUCCAUCCACAGACUCUCUUACUUCUCUCAGGACAACCACAGAAUUCUUGACACUGGCCCCGACUGACUUCUCUACGACCGUUCCCCUGACAACGGAGUCUGUCCCCAGCAGCCAGCCAGAGACUCCAGGCCUCACCACACACCCUACAUCUGAACCUCCCAUUGAUCCUGAAGCCUGGACUACAGAGCCUUCUACCUCCCUCCCUCCCAGCACGUUUCAGCCAAUCAUAGAAGCCCAGACGCCACUCACAGAAGCGGCAGAUGCCACGACCCUGUCUCCUGUGCCUGAGGCACCCGCAUCUUCUGUCCCAACGCCCUUCACCCCCAACCAGAUAGGAAGUGCCUCCACCCCUUCUGCUGACUUGCCAGGAGAUCUAGAGACCGAGUCACCUCUGUUUGAGGUGCCUCCUUCCAUGGGCCUUCCAGACUGGCUUCCUGGAGACGGUCUAGAACUCAAGGAAAGCGAAGAAUGGCUGCCAUCCGAGAACGAUACCUCCUCCUUCUCUGCCUCCAUGUUUCUCUCAGGCGACGGAGAUUCAUUGGAGAGCGACGCUACUGAUUUCCCUAGGAUUCUGAACCCAGGGCUGGACUACCAAUAUGACGCACCUGAUUUUUUGGACUUGAGUGAAAGCUGGGGGCCUGAAGCCUGUCCCUGUGUGCGGGGCAUUCAAGGAUCCUCUCUGAUGCCGGUCAACGUGCAGAGGAAGAUAACUCUGAUUGGAAGGAAUUUCCACCUCUAUCAGGAUCAGCUCUGGGACUACGAGUGUGCUUUGAUUCUGGAAGGCAAGACCUUGGUGGUGGACGCGUACGUUGAACCAGACGAAACAAAUCCAUCCAUUUGCUACAUCACGUGCCAGCUGCACCAGUACAGCUACUCGGCCCCCCAGCUGGAAUUCAAUGCUGCGAUUUUUGUGCAAAGGAAGCAUCGCCUCCGGUUGGACAGCGUUGAAGACCUCCACGUGACUCUCUACAACUGCUCCGUGGGACACUCGGACUGCAGCCGCUGCCGGACCGCUGAUGCCAAGUAUAACUGUGUGUGGUGCGGCGGGGAGCAGCCCAGUUGCCUCUUCCAGGACUCCUGCAAAGAGAAGGUGGCAGACAUGUGCCCGGCUCCGCUGAUCCAUUCUAUUUCUCCCUUAACUGGGCUAGUUGAAGGGGGCACCAGAAUCACCAUCAUGGGUUCGAACCUUGGCCAGAAGCAUGAAGAUAUUGCAGACACAGUUACUGUGGCAGGAAUCCCCUGUGAGGUUGAUCCCUUGGCGUAUGAGAUCUCUAGCAGUAUCGUGUGCACCACAGGCGAAAGUGGAACCGAGAGGUCUGGGCAUGCGGUCGUGGAGGUUGCUGGAGGAGGACAGGGGGUCUCUGCUCACGUUUUCACUUACCAGAAUCCGGAGUUGAAAUCGUUCUCGCCGUCGCGUGGCCCCAAGGCCGGAGGAACCUGCCUCACGUUGACAGGAUCCAAGCUACUGACGGGAAACCCCAGCCAGAUCAGCAUCGUGGUUGGGCACCUCCCUUGCUACGUUCAUUCCGAGAUGCAGGAGGACAAGCUGCAGUGCCGGACGAGUCUCAGUGAUAUCUCGGUAGAACUUCCUGUCACUAUCAAGUACGGGGAUCAGGAACGGAGGCUGGAGGGUUCCUUCUUCAGAUACACCCUGGAUCCCAAUGUCACUUUUGCGGAACCAUCCAAGAGCUUCCAGAGUGGUGGGAGGCAGAUCCGAGUUCAUGGGCAUAACCUGGAUGUCGUACAGUGGCCGAAAAUUCGUGUAACGGUUUCACCGCUGGAGCGCCGUCGCCGGGGGCUUGGAAGGCGGCGUAGGAUUAUCCCAGAAACAGAAUGCCCUGAGAAUGCUCUCUGCAGUAUCCAGCAAUUUGAAGAGCCGUGCGAAGUGAACUCCUCCAACCUCAUCCUGUGCAGAACGCCAGCCAUUCAGCCCCGCCCCCCCUCCGUCCACGUGAAGCUGGAGUUCGUGCUGGAUAAUCUCAGCUUUGACUUCAACUCCUUGCAUCCGUCCCGCUUCUCCUACGAAGUGGACCCCGUCCUGAAACCCCUGAACGCGGAUGAUCACACCAAACCCUAUCGUCACAAACCUGGGAGCGUCAUCUCUGUGGAGGGAGAGAACCUGGACUUGGCCAUUUCGAAAGAUGAAGUGGAAGCCAGAAUCGGAGUUGGGAUCUGCGGGGUCAAGACUCUCACGAAGCACCACCUCUAUUGCGAACCGCCGUCUGAGCAGCCUGCCCCUUUGCACAGAGCCAAGCGGGAAGGCACGGAUUCGCUCCCCGAGUUCACAGUUCAGAUGGGGAACAAAAACUUCCGGCUGGGUCGUGUGCAAUACGACACAGAGAGCCAGCUCACCUUCCCGCUGGAGGCCCAGAUCGGCUUGGGCGUGGGAGCCUCCUUUGUUGCUUUGAUCGUGCUAAUCAUUGUUUUCAUCUACAGGAGAAAGAGCAAACAGGCCCUGAGAGAUUACAAAAAAGUUCAGAUCCAAUUAGAGAAUCUGGAAACGAGCGUCCGAGAUCGGUGCAAAAAAGAAUUCACAGACCUGAUGACAGAGAUGAUGGAUCUCACUAGCGACUUGGUUGGCACUGGAAUUCCUUUCUUGGAUUACAAAUCCUACGCGGAACGCAUCUUCUUCCCUGGCCACCGUGAAUCGCCCAUACAGAGAGGCCUGGAUGUGCCAGAGUGUCGCAGGCAGACAGUAGAACAGGGCUUGGUGCAGCUUUCCAACCUCCUCAAUAGCAAACUCUUCCUCACCAAGUUCAUCCACACCCUGGAGAUCCAGCGGACGUUCUCCCCGAGGGACCGGGCUUAUGUCGCUUCCCUUCUCACGGUCUCGUUGCACGGGAAGCUGGAGUACUUCACAGACAUCCUCAAGACUCUACUGAAUGACUUGGUGGAGCAGUACGUGGCCAAGAACCCCAAACUGAUGCUGAGAAGGACAGAAACAGUGGUGGAAAAGCUGCUGACCAACUGGAUGUCCAUCUGUCUGUAUGCAUUUGUAAGGGACUCUGUUGGGGAGCCGCUUUACAUGCUCUUCCGAGGCAUCAAGCACCAGGUAGACAAGGGGCCAGUGGACUGGGUAACCGGGAAGGCCAAGUACACCCUGAACGACAAUCGCCUUCUCCGAGAGGACCUGGAGUAUCGCACACUGACGUUGACUGCUUUGCCACAAGCUGGCAGCACAGUGGGAGGAGCAGAGGGUGCCCAGGGCGUGCUGGUGAAGGUGCUAGACUGCGACACAAUCACCCAGGUGAAGGAGAAGAUCCUUGACCAGAUCUACAAAGGGACACCUUACUGCCACCGGCCAGACCCAGAUUCCCUGGACUUGGAGUGGAGAUCAGGCCUGGCGGGGCACCUCAUCCUCUCCGACGAGGAUGUGACGUCAGUCGUCCAGGGCAAUUGGAAGCGCCUCAACACAGUGCAGCACUACAAGGUGCCCGAUGGAGCGACUGUCGCGCUUGUUCCUCGUAUGACCAAGCACCUUCCCAGAGAGAAUCAGGAUUACAUCCCCGGAGAGAAGACCCCGAUGUUGGAGGAUGCAGAUGAAGGAGGGAUGAAGCUUUGGCACCUGGUGAAACCGACGGAGGAGCCAGAGCUGCCGAAACAUCGGCGAGGGAGCUUGCGGGAAAGGGAAAGAGCCAAGGCCAUUCCUGAAAUCUAUCUGACUCGCCUCCUCUCCAUGAAGGGAACGCUGCAAAAGUUUGUGGACGACUUGUUCCAAGUGAUCCUCAGCACCAGCCGCCCUGUCCCCCUGGCUGUGAAGUAUUUCUUUGACCUGCUGGAUGAGCAAGCGGUGCAUCAUGGGAUUGUGGACCCAGAGACCAUUCAUAUCUGGAAGACCAACAGCCUGCCCCUGAGGUUUUGGAUCAACAUUAUCAAGAACCCGCAGUUUGUUUUUGACGUGCAGACUUCGGAUAACGUGGACGCAGUGCUCCUGGUCAUCGCGCAGACCUUCAUGGACUCCUGCACCCUCGCCGAUCACAAGCUGGGUCGGGACUCUCCAAUUAACAAGCUGCUCUACGCCCGUGAUAUUCCACGAUACAAGCAGAUGGUGGAAAGGUAUUACUCCGAUAUCCGCCAGACGAUCUCUGCCAGCGACCAAGAGAUGAACUCCGCCCUUGCUGAACUCUCACGGAAUUACUCAGGUGAACUCAAUUCCCUGGUGGCUCUGCACGAACUGUACAAGUACAUCAACAAGUACUACGACCAGAUCAUCACUGCCCUGGAGGAGGACCCGACGGCACAGAAGAUGCAGCUGGGGUACCGCCUGCAGCAGAUCGCUGCCGCAGUGGAGAAUAAAGUCACAGACUUGUGAUGUGCCCACAAGGACGGCCCAGCUGGAGAUGGGAGGGGGUGGAAUGCACUUGCCGCUGACGGGACCAAGCGCUCCCCACUGCGGCGGAAGGAGGAAGCAGCAGUGGUGGAUCGGGAAGCACAAAGUGCUGCGUAUGCCAGAGGACUUUAUUUUUUACAAACUUAAAAAAUAAUGAUGAUGAUGGUGGUGAUGAUGAUGAUGAUGAUGAACUUUUUGGGAGGAGCCUCCCCCAGACAGCCUGGGCUCCUCCAGAUGAGCCGCCACCGAGUGGCUGGGAGGCCAGAAAUUGUGAAUGUGCCAAGGAGACUGGAGGCCUGCGCAGUCCUGGGGGGACAUCGGAUCUCUGCGUUUCCUCUCCGCUGUCCGAAGCCACUGAAGAGAACUCCCCAGGCAGGGACCCGGAUCAGCGUGAACUUUCCUCUAAGUUUGUGGGGAUCUUGAGAAACAGCCAGGGGGGUGGGAAGAGCCUCUGCCCUUUCUCCUGCCCUUUGGCCGUCUCUUGUGGCACUUCCCUUCCUCAGAGAGCCCGAGUGCACCGCAGCAGGCGAGGACAAGCACAAAGGAACGGGCUGAGGAAGGAGACUCGGCAUCAGACUCGGAAGUGCCGACGUUCCUUGCGAGGGGUGGAAGCCCGGCUAGCGGGAGCAGGCGGCACAGUGCCAAGACCCGUUCCUGCCUGCCUCUGCUAUCCCCAGGCCAGGUGGUCCUUGCAGCUUGCAAGCAUACCUUUCGGGACGCUGCCUCUAUGAGCACAAUUCCCCUCCCUUCCCGCUCCCUGGGAAGCACAGAAACGAAACAUCGCUUUCCUUCGCCUUUCUCACACCCCCGUUGCUGCUGUUCUGAACUGGACCUGUAGAUUGCACUGUAGGGAUUGGAGGGGAAGGUAUUGAAGAGCUGAAAAAGUUUUAGCUUUUCCCCCUCUCCCCCCUGAGAGGACACUUCUCUGAGGCUCCCUCUCCACCCCCCACCCCCACCCCAUUUUCAUGCAGCCUCUUCCUCCCACCACUCUGCUCUGUCCCCCAUGGGGGCUUUCCGAACCCUGCCAGAGACAACCCAGAAUUUUCACAAAAGCCAACUAGUUGCUCCUCUGACUUCCUCCAAGGGCUGAGAUGCUCAACCCCAACCCUUCCGCCCCGCUGGCAGCGUUGCUGCUGGGGUUGCCAACUUUUACUGCCCCCUGUUCCUGUGCCUUUAACAGCUGUUGAAUCUUUCAGCCUUAGCAAAGCGUUACGAAAUCUUCAGCGGUGAUAGAUCGAGUUACUGUUAAAGGUACAGGAGCCAGCCUUUCUUCCUGCUCCGUUGGCCACUUUACCUGGUACCUCAGCUGUCAUUAAACUUAAGAGGGUCAAUUAGGGCAUAGCUGAAUUAUUUCCCAUUUCUUUGCACCCAAGGAAACCAGGGUAAGCUGCUUGUCUACAUACGGCUCCUAAUUUCUCUUUGCCUCUCGUCCCAGUAGGAUUUUGUGCUGCUAUUCCUACAACUGCAGUCUGCAUAGACAUAAAGCGACACUACUGUCCAAGCAGGCAGGUUGGAGCGUAAGUAGAUCCUAAGGCAGAUUAAGCCACUCUAGUCUGCCACUGGACAAUGCAAGGCUUGAAAGCUAUUUGGAAGGACUCCUGUGCCUUUAACAGCUGCAGGUCAACAGCUUCUCUCUGACUGCCUCUCAGAUUGUGUAGUAGGGUUUGUAAAAAACAAAAUGGUCGGCAUCUGUUGAGUUAGGAAUAUGCAAGCUUUUGAGUUCAACAGAACACUGCCACUGGCCUGACGAAAGAGUUCUGUGUAACAUCAAAGCCUGCUUGGUUUUGCCUCGGAAUAGGUCGGACAGAUAAGAGAUCCAGAAAACGGUGAACAGCGAGAGAUGGAGCAGUGCAGUGGCUCGGAGCGUGAGCGAUCAGCCAAACGUUCCCGGUUCAAAUCUCAGCCGUGGCCUCCCUUGGAGGCCUUAGGCCAGCCUCCUCCGUCAGCCUCUUGUCUAUAAUAUGGGGAUGAUGAUAACAACACUGGCUUACCUCACAUGGUGAACUACAGCGGUAGCGCAUGCGUGUGUGUGUUCUGUGGUUUGAGCAUUUUGGAAAAGGGUGAUAUCAAUACUAAGUAUUCUGAAGACUGCCCUUGCCAAAGGCCUCGAUCCACUUUAGCGCAGACACACCUCGGCAGGACACUGUUGCCUUACCCUGCUUUGUGUCUCUUCUGUCCUAAACCAAAAGAGCAACACAACCAGUUCUCCUGGACAGCUCCUCACCCUCACCCCCAUCCCCCAAAGUUCUCAGUCCGGCCUUCAUGGGCUCCUUCCUUCCUCUUGUUCUCUCGUGACCAGUCAAUACCUCAGAUGCCAGUCAAGUGCCAAGGCUCAAGCCGCCUUCUUGGAAGCCAUAACCCGUCCCCCCCCCCCCCUUGGGUCUGGGAGUUUUUUCCCUGAGAAAGAACUCGGCCUGGUUUACCAAAUCCUGAGACAAAAGGCACUUCGCACGCGCUCAGUAGGCCUCUAGUCUCCGUUAAUACACGAUCCAUUCAAGGACUCAGCCCUGCAAAUGAAUACGAACGGAGAGGCUCAGGGCCAAACAAUGGCGAUAGGAGACAGGAUUGUAACAGGAAGCACCCAAGCGGUUCAUUCGGCCCCAGAAAGCAUCCACGUCAAGCACAGUGUACUAGAGGGGGAAGCCAAUUCUCCCACGCGCCAUUUUCAUGACAGAAACUGCCCCUUGCCCACACUUUAAUCCUUGGUAUGGAAAAAGACAGGACUGCCGUAUUGUGCUGUCUUUUUCUUUCCAGGGUACAACUGCCCAGGAGGGUGAGGAAGAGCCCCCCCUUUUUUUAUUGAGGAAAAGGCACCGGGUGGAAGAACUUGCCCAUUACCAGGAGCCUAUACUCUAUAGAGCCCCCACUGUGGCUUCUUUUCUAGGGCCGGGCUAUUCAGGAGUCACAAAACUCCAGGAUCACAACUAGAUGCGACCAAAGGCGCAGUUUGUCCUACCUCUGAGGAUUGCUUCUGGCUUCAGCUGCAGUGUUGAAUUGUACCUGUCAGGUUUCUCUCGCUCACGUUUCCACUAGAAAGGCCACGUGUCUUGCACUCACCUAGACGUGGGUUACACAUUUCAUUUUGCCUGAGGAAAGGGCAGAUAUCCCCCAGUUACACCAGAGGCAAGGUACGUUUUACUCCUGACUGACUCUUCCUAACCCAGUGAUGGCGAACCUUUUCGAGACCGAGUGCCCAAAAUUGCAACCCAAAACCCACUUAUUUAUCGCAAAGUGCCAACACGGCAAUUUAACCCGGAUACUGAGGUUUUAGUUUAG